This is a messenger RNA of Nannochloropsis gaditana CCMP526, 252 nucleotides long. RefSeq lists its product as uncharacterized. The transcript has a single exon. The record is from RefSeq and is a predicted model, not a curated record. The annotation marks the transcript as partial.
CGAAUACCGGAGCGCCCGCCUGAGCCGACAGCACAUUCUCCAGUCUUUCGGCGAGGGCUGCUCCCUCCAAGCGCUGUGGGCACGGCGUCCCACCCCCGUCGUCCUGGAUGUGGUGUCGCCGCUCAUGCACAUCUUGAACCCGAGCCUGCGGCCCGUGAAUCCCGACCUGUAUUCUUUCGCAGAAAAGGCGGGUCUUCGGCACCUGGUGGACGUGUUGCUGGCCUGUGGGAUCUCCUACGUCCAGAGCCCUGG